AUGGCUGAAAACAAGGGAGUCGCCCCCGAUGAGCGCACCGUCAUCGGCCUGUCGUUUGGCAACUCGUACAGUUCCAUCGCCUGCACCGUCGACGAUGCCGCCGUCGUCAUUGCCAACGAGGACGGCGACCGCCAGAUCCCCACCAUCCUGUCCUACGUCGACGGCGAGGAGUACACCGGUGGCCAGGCCAAGGCCUUCCUGAUCCGGAACCCCAAGAACACCGUCGUCUCCUUCAGAGAUUUCCUCGGCCAAGACUUCAAGUCCAUUGACCCCACGCACUGCCACGCUGCUGCCCACGCCCAGGACGUCGAUGGCGGUGUCUCCUUCACCAUCCAGGACAAGGCUGAGGGCGAGCCCUCGACCGUCUCGGUAUCCGAAAUCUCGACCCGGUACAUCCGCCGUCUUGUGCAGUCGGCUUCCGACUACAUCGGAAAGAAGGUCACCUCGGCCGUCUUGACCGUGCCCACCAACUUCAACGACAAGCAGAAGGACGCCCUCGUCAAGGCCGCCCGCGAUGCCGACCUCGAGGUCCUCCAGCUGGUCAACGAGCCCGUUGCCGCCGUCCUGGCCUAUGAUGCCCGCCCGGAAGCCAAGGUCGAGGACAAGACCAUCGUCGUCGCUGACCUCGGCGGCACCCGCUCAGACGUCGCCGUCGUCGCCUCGAGGGGAGGUCUCUACACCAUCCUCGCCACCGCCCACGACUACGAGUUCGCCGGUGCCCACCUCGACAAGGUCCUGAUGGACCACUUUGCCAAGGAGUUCAUGAAGAAGAACAAGGACGUCGACCCCCGCGAGAACGCCCGAAGCUUGGCCAAGCUCAAGGCCGAGUCCGAGGCUGCCAAGAAGGCCCUGAGCAUUGGCACCAACGCCUCCUUCAGCGUCGAGAGCUUGGCUGAGGGCAUCGACUUCCAGUCCACCGUCAACCGGUUAAGAUACGAGAUGAUCGCCCGCAAGGUGUUUGAGGGCAUCAACCGACUGGUCGAGGGCGUUGUCAAGCAGGCCGGCUUGGACGUACUGGACAUCGACGAGGUUAUCAUGACCGGCGGUACCUCGCACACCCCCAGGAUCGCUGCCAACUUCCGCUCCAUCUUCCCCGAGACCACCGUCGUCCAGGCGCCUUCCACCAGCUCCACCUCCAUCAACCCCUCGGAGCUCCUGUCCAGAGGUGCCGCCCUCCAGGCCUCGCUCAUCCAGGAGUACGAGACCGAAGACAUUGACCAGUCCACCCACGCUGCCGUCACCACCGUGCCCCACGUCACCAACGCCAUCGGCGUCAUCACCCUGAGCGAAGCCGGAGAGGAGGCUUUCACCCCCAUCAUCGCACCCGAGACUGCCCUGCCCGCCCGCCGGACAGUACACGUCGAGGCGCCCAAGGAGGGCGGCGAUGUCCUGAUCAAGGUCGUCGAGGGCAACACACACAUCAAGGUCACCAAGCCGGAGCCCAAGCCCAAGGAGAACGGCGCCAAGGACGAGGAUGAGGACGACAGCGACUUUGACAGCGAGGAGGACGAGGAGGAGGAGCACAGGGAGAAGAUCUGGAAGAUCGGCACCGCCCUCGCCGAGGCCUCUGUGCGCGGAACGAAGAAGGGCAGCAAGGUCGAGGUCACGGUCCAGGUCGCCGCCGACCUGGCCGUCACCAUCACCACCAGGGAAGUCGGCGGCAAGGGUGGUGUCAGAGGAAACCUGAAGGCGCCGUAA
Molecule: messenger RNA, 1698 nt
Organism: Neoarthrinium moseri
Lineage: Eukaryota; Fungi; Ascomycota; Sordariomycetes; Amphisphaeriales; Apiosporaceae
Exons: 2
Coding region: 1-1698 (565 amino acids)
Biological process (GO): protein folding
Cellular component (GO): nucleus; cytosol
Molecular function (GO): ATP binding; ATP-dependent protein folding chaperone
Source: RefSeq, a predicted model, not a curated record